UGCUGAGCACUGGUUCAGUUUGCUCUGCCCUGUUCUUCUUCACCAAAGACAUGCAUGUAUUGGUUCACCUUACAUAGAGUUGUUGAGCUCAACUUGUGGUAACACUCCCAUUGAGAGAUGCUCACCCAAGAACAGCUGGUGAGGUUCCUGCAGUAGCUUGCUGCUUCUGUGGCCUCACUUCAGGCUGGUUAUUGAGCCUCCUGGUUUCUUCAGGAUUGAACAACAGCCUCCUGGUUUCUGCUUGCUGAAAGGACUGAACAGUUGCUGCUAGUUCGUGCCUGCUAUCUGGCUGCCUAGAGGACUGGUCUGUAGCUGCUGGUCUGUGCAUGGUGUCUGCCUGCCUAGAGGACUGGUCUGCAGCUGCUGAAUCUUAUUUGGUGUUUGCUACGGGACUGAACUGCUGACAAAGAAGAUCGAGCUUGCUCCCAAAGAAUUACUGCUGAACAGGUUCACUUCCCCCAUAUCCUAAUAACUUUUGUCUUCCACUUCCUCUGGUGGGUGGUGGACUAGAGAAGUGGUUAAUAACUUAUUAAAAAUAGGUUUCAAAAAUUUAUGCCUACACACUCCUCUUGAACUUUAGUUAGAGAUUCUGACCGCAGAACAUGGUCUAACUGCCAACAUCCUGUUCUCUUUCUGCUCACACGUUACCCACCAGUUUCCUGUUAGUUUUCCCUGACAUGUUUGUAACACUAUCUUUCUUUUAGGGUUUGAGAUGCAUCCUGUGCAAUCACAGCUCAUACCUCACAUCUCUCCUGCUCUGGAAUCUCUACUGUAUCCAGCUGUGUUGAACUUAGAAUUUGUCACUGUUCAAAGUUCCGGUCUCCUGUCUACAAUGAACACAUCAAGAGUCUAUGGCAAUGUAAAGACAUUUAGGUCUCCAGGAUAUAAAGAAGCAACAUCCCCAUCUCUCCCCCCAGAUGCAUGUCAGUGUCAACACUGGCAUCAGUUGGCUCUGAAACUUGGCUGUGUUGGGCUGAUCCUUCUUCUCUUGAGCCUGAUUGGACUCAGUGUCUUAGUGAGAUUCCUAGUGCAAAAACCACCAAUAGAAAAAUGCAGUGUGGCUGCUCAAGAGAACAGGACUGAACUAACAGGAAGAUCAGUCAUACUAGAGUGCCCAAGACAUUGGCAUCCACAUUGGAACAAAUGCUUAUUUAUUUCUCAAAUUUCCAGACCUUGGGCAGAAGGUCGAGAUGCCUGCUCUAUGGAAGAUGCCAAUUUGUUGCUCAUUGAAAAUAAAGAAGAACUGAGAUUCGUGCAAAACUUUAUAAAGGGAAAAGAACAGCUAUUUUUUAUUGGACUAAAAUAUGUACAGAAGGAGAAGAUCUGGAAGUGGAUAAAUGGCUCUAUUUUAAAUCCUAACCUCAACAGCCAGGUGAAUCUGGAGGCCAUGCUGCUACAGUAGAAAGAGAGUCCGCUAAAGCCUGUUUUUGUUUGUACUGCACUGAGACAAUGGCUCCAGGUACAAGCUCUUGUGUCUAAACUUCACAGCUCAUUCCACAGAACCCAUAUAAAAAGCCAGAUGCAGAAGUAAAUACCUGUAUCUUGGCACUCUCGCAGAGAGACUGGAGGUGGAGAUUGGUCUGGACCUUGGUCCAGAAGAAUUUAGGCCAGUGAGCCUUGAGUCCACAGCAGGUAGAAACAAAAUAGAAAGGGAGAUACUAUGGUGUCAUCAAAUUUGCUGUUCAGUCCCAAGGAACUCUAUAAAAAAAGGAACAAAGAUAAAGGAACAGGAAUGAGGGAGGUCUGCCUACUGUCUGAUAUGUUAUAUCCUCUGCUAGAGACAGGCUAGUCUUGAACUCACUCUUCCUUGCAAUCACCCAGAAGAUGCCUGUGCUUGUAGUUGUCUUCUGGUUUCAUUCCCACAUAUAGGGGUCUCCAGGAAUUUAGGGUAUGAGAUUAGUCCUGCAAUAAAACAAAGACCCACCAGCCUUUGGGAUGACACAGGAAAGAACAGGACCUUGUUCAACAUGAGUUGAGGCUCUUGUCCUCUCUGUCUCCAAUUCUGUAAACCAACUGUGUUCAUUCUGUUUGUUGAAUACAGUUACUGAGCACCUAUAGUGUGUAAGUGUUGACAUGUAUUCAUGUAUAUCUCAAUAUCUCCCCUAAACAUUAGCUGGUUCUCCCCUAUUUAUUUUAGAAAACUGAAGCUCAACAGAAUGAAGAUGCUUUCCACAUAAUCACACAACAUGUUUGUAGUAGGUGGAGUAGGCUUCAUCCCCAAAUCCCAAACCUCUGGGUUUUUAUUUACAUCAUAAUAAAGAUUCUUGCUGAAAGAAUUCUUCCCCAGUGACAGUGCAAUACAAAAUUAUAGGGGUUUCAGCUGUAUCCUUAAUGCUUAUAUAUGUUUAUAAUGUUUAUCACUGUGUUUAUUAUACACAAAUAACAUCUAGAGAUGUAUUCUAGAGAUUUCUUAAAAGUCCAAAGAAAAAUGAUGGCUGAUAUGAUAAUUGUAAGAAAGUCUUGGACAAGUAUGCUU
Molecule: messenger RNA, 2476 nt
Organism: Mastomys coucha (southern multimammate mouse)
Lineage: Eukaryota; Metazoa; Chordata; Mammalia; Rodentia; Muridae
Product: killer cell lectin-like receptor subfamily B member 1F
Exons: 7
Coding region: 713-1402 (229 amino acids)
Source: RefSeq, a predicted model, not a curated record